ACUGAAGAGAAUAGUCUUGGAAUUUUUUCUAACAGAGAACCAUGAAAAAAACGAAAAUCCUGUUCAAUUUGCCGUGGACGCGAGAUGUUCCUCACUGGCUCGUGGGCCCCAGUUCCAGGCCCUCGUCGCCUUUAUAAAGUCGCCUCCUCUCUUCCACCUCCCACCGUUCGAAAUUCGAAUUCCUUCCUCGCUUCAACCAGCGCACACGCGGGCAGCAAUGAGGAAGGCGAGAGCAACAGCAACCGCCUCCAAGCCCAGGCCCAGGGCCAGGGCCAAGCCCAAGGCGAAGCCCAGCCCAGUCUCCGGCGGCUCCUCGCCGUCCGCCGGCGGCGCGUCCCCCGCCGCGGACCUCAGCUUCCUCUCGCCGGCGAAGCCCAGGACCAGGAACUCACCCCUCGCCGCCUCCCCCUUCUCCGCCCCCGGCGCCGCCGUUUCCAUGUCCAGCAUCGGAGACCUGAGGAGCCUCGCUGCGUCCCACCUCGACUCCCUCAAGCGCCGCUUCGACGCGCUCCACGGCGACUCCGUCCGGGAGCUCGAGGCCUCCCACUCCCGCAUCUCCAAGCGCUUCAAGAUGCAGACGCAGGGCUGCCUGCAACUGGCGGAGGAGGCGGACAAGGAGCACAAGAAGAUGGCCGACAAGAUCUCCGAGCGCGCUGAGGCCGUGAAGACCUCCUACAAGAAGUUUAUGGCUGAGGUGCAGGCGUCUACGUCUCGUGUGUGCAAGGUGACUGUCCCUGAGAUGGCAAAGUCGGCGGAGAGAGCUAUUGAUGGCCUGCGCAGUCGCUACAACAUCUCGGCUACACCAGCUUAGUUGGCACUUCAAUCCAUGUUCAUACGCUCACCGAAUAGGCCGUUAUCUGCAUCAAUCAACUGGGCUCAGCUGUUGAAUUCCUGGGGAUUGCAGAAGGGGCAUGCACAUUUGUACAUAACAGCUACGCUUACAUCAUAUCGUUUUUGGUAUUGCCUCAAUUUCAGAUGCGUCGAAAAAUCAUAUUAGAUACUCUGAUCCCUGGAACUUUUUUCUGCUUCGUUGCAUUCCUUGUGCAUCCUUUAAGAUUCUACAGUCGGUGUAGCUCCUAGGAUCUGAACAUUUUAGAGUCGAAAUACAGUUUGUUCUACAAUAGUUGUAGCCUGAAGAUUCGUUUGUUGUAUCCACAACCAAAAUCCAACUCUUCGUUCGAUCCACGCGGAAGUAAUUUCAGUUUGUGCCUGUCAGUUGAGUUGCACCCAGUUGUCCAAUUCAUGAAUUUCUUGUUCACAAUUGGGGACGGGGUCACGUUCUGCUAUGAUUUUUGGGUUCCGU
Molecule: messenger RNA, 1303 nt
Organism: Phragmites australis (common reed)
Lineage: Eukaryota; Viridiplantae; Streptophyta; Magnoliopsida; Poales; Poaceae
Exons: 5
Coding region: 218-811 (197 amino acids)
Source: RefSeq, a predicted model, not a curated record